Molecule: messenger RNA, 721 nt
Organism: Musa acuminata subsp. malaccensis (wild Malaysian banana)
Lineage: Eukaryota; Viridiplantae; Streptophyta; Magnoliopsida; Zingiberales; Musaceae
Product: protein GOS9-like
Molecular function (GO): carbohydrate binding
Source: RefSeq, a predicted model, not a curated record
CGAGAUGUGAGGAACAUGGUUAUGGGCAUACUUGUGGACACGUACACCCCGGGGUGUAGGUCACGAAGCCGCUAUAAAUACCCCCAUCCCUCCCCAGAGGAAGGACGUGCAUCAUCAUCGUCAUCAUCUUCUUCUUCUUGUCCACACACACAUCCAUAUCUGCAAAUGGCGGGAGAGAUCAAGGUGGGGGCGUGGGGUGGCGACGGAGGGUCUGCAUGGGAUAUGGCGGCUGCCUACCGCAUCACCAACAUCAAGUUUCGCGCCGGAGACGCCAUCGACGGCAUCGUGAUCACCUUCACCCGUUAUGGUCAGACGGAGACCAAGAGCUUCGGUGGCACCGGGGGCAAACUCUACGAGAUUCCUCUGCAAGAGGACGAGUAUCUUGUGGGCGUCGAGGGGUCUGUGGAUACGAUGUGGGGAAUCACUCUGGUGAGGAACCUGACGCUGAGGACCAACAAGAAAAGCUAUGGACCUUUCGGCACCAGUGGCGGAAAACCUUUCUCCGUUCCUGUAGCCUCGGGUAAGAUCAUUGGCUUCUUUGGACGUGCGGGCGCCAUGAUUGAUGCCAUCGGAGUUUACCUCGCACCUAAAUAGACCUCUUGGAGUGAUACUGCUGCUUCAAUGAGUCUUGCUGCUACUUGGACUCCGUCCUCCGUCCGUCUCCUCUUCCUUGUAAGAUGGAUGCUAUCAUAAAUAAAAUAAAUAAGGGUCCAGUUUGAUA